This is a messenger RNA of Knipowitschia caucasica, 3495 nucleotides long. The record is from the annotation of a GenBank genome assembly. Lineage: Eukaryota; Metazoa; Chordata; Actinopteri; Gobiiformes; Gobiidae.
AUGCGAGGAGGGGAAGCAGCGGGACGUGGGAGGGAGGGUGGCCGCGGGAGGCGCACUCAAAGCGGGAGGAGCGGUGCGCAGCCCCGGGGGACAGAACCGACAUCCAAGAGCUCCGCAGAAGUGACGAGACUGAAAGAAGUCCUUUUGUCCCUCUCCGGCUCGGACAAACAAAGUGAAGUUAUGAAAAGGGACGAUGGCUCAGCAGCGGGAGGAGAGCGGAAAGAGAAGAGAGUGCAUUCAAAAGGAGACUCAGCAGAAGACCAGAGCCGAGAGCUGAGGUGGAGGAUGAACCGUCUGGAGAACGACAAACUGCAGCUGACGUCGCAACACAACCAACAGGUGUGCGCUCUGGAGGCGGAGGCGGCCCGGCUGCGUGCGGCGGUGGAGCGAGGGGAAGCCGAGAGGGAGGAGCUUCACUUUCAGAUCACAGUUUGUCUCAGAGAAAAAGAGAAAACCGAUCAAACCAACAGAGAUCUGCAGCAAGAAAGAGACACACUCAACGAGCGUCAGGCAGAGUUGGAGCAGAGCUUGUCAGACCUGCGUGUGGCUCUGGACCGGAGCGUCCGCGGCCGAGACUUGGACCAGCGGAGUCUGCAGCAGGAGCUGGAGGAACGAGACGAGCUGCUGCAGAGACUGAGCGAAGACAACAACUCACUGCACUCACUGCUCACGGAUCAGAAACAGGCCUUGGAGCAGAGCGAGCAGAGGAUGAACGAGCUGCAGCAGGAAAUGGAGCGAGAGCACGAGGUGAAGCGCCGCCACAGCGAUGAACUGCGUUACCUAGGUAACCGAGAGAAACGUCUCCGGGGCGACAAGGAGUUUGCAGAGCAGAGAAUCAAAACACUGGAGGCAAACAUCGAGGCGGAACGCACUGCUCACCUGGAAUCCAAAUUUAACUCUGAGAUUGUUCAGUUGCGUCUGAGGGACCUGGAAGCAGCUCUGGCGGUGGAGCGUUCCAACCUGCAGGAGGCGACGUGCAGUGCAGGGCAUCUGAAGGAACUCCUCCAUGAAGCAGAGAAGAAGAGGGAGCAGGAGCAGCAGAGGAGCGGCCAGGCGCAAACACAACUGCACAGGUUACAGGUGGAGUUUGAACAGUGUAAAUCUGAUCUGAGCGCUGCUUUGGAAACUGAAAAACAGACAAACUCCGAGCUCAAGGUUUCCCUGGAAUCAGAGAAACGUGUGAGGUUAAGUUUGAAGGAAAAACUUGAAAGCGAAAGAAGGCAACAACAAAUCACAACGUCAGAACUGCAACAGAGGACAGAGGAUGUGAACACAGUGAGAAAAGCAUUCAACAAGUUUGUUCAAGAUGUGAAAGAAACGCUGCAGAUACAUUUAGCAGAGCAUUCUGGGAGUUGGAGUCCUGAAGAGACUGUGGAGAAGCUGAAGGCGACUGUUUGUUCCCAGAAGCAGAGACUGGAGGAGGCCAACAAACAGUUUGAGGAUUUGGUGUUUGCCUCGGAGCAAAUUCUGGACGACAAUCAAACACUGAAGAAUUUGAGUUCACAACAGAAAACUCAGAUGGAGGAAAAGGAGCAGCUGAUGGAGGAGCUGAAGCAGGAAGUGACACGCCUGCAGACGGAGAGCUGCGAUUGGUCGAACCUGAGCCGUCAACUUCAGUCCGAGCUCCAUCGAGAGCGAGACGAGAGAAAACGAGAGCGCGACAGGACGGAGGAACAAGUGUGCAGCGAGAAGCAGAGACGACAGCAACAAGAAGAGGCUCGCCUGUCCAGCCUGUGCAACCUUCUCCAGCGUCUACAGCCCCAGAGCAUCAUGGGAACUCCCUCUUGGGACGAGCUGUGGAUACGAGUCACUGAACGCGUGGAGCAGAUCAACACGGACUUCCAGCAGGCCAUUCACCAGAUUUCGUCUCUGCAGAGCGUCCUCUCUCGUCUCCAGGACAAAGUUCAGAGACGGGAGGCAGAACGGAGCCGUAGACAUGAGCACGCGGUGACUGAGCUGCAGCGCCAUCUACAGUCGAGCCGCUCUGAGGGCCGUCAGCUGCAGGAUCGAGUGACCUCGCUGACGUCUGACCUUUCGUCUCUGUGCGAGGAGUCGGUUAGGUUCCAGUGGGCGUGUCUUCUGCUGGGAGGAGCCCUAACGCACGCACAGUCUCGUGUCCAGCGUCUGUCGGAGCAGAAGGCGUUUCUCUGCCGCCGUUUGUCUGAUCGUGACGUGCUGGAACAGGAAGUCAUGUCGCUCUUGGAGGCUCUGGAGGCCAAAGAGACGGACGUCCAGCUGCAGAAGAAGAACAGCGUGCGGCGGAGGUGGAGGCGGGCCUUCACCGCGCUGUCGGCCCUGAGGAAGUGGUGCAUCCUGGGAAAGAUGAGCCGCGUGCUGUUCAGGCUGCAGACUGUGGGCGUGUCGUUGUGUGGAGACGAGAAUAACGCUGGAAGUCGAGAGAUGUGUCUUGCUCAGUGGCUCCGCUCCAAACAUCUGUCCUCUUUGGUGUUGUCGUCCAUGUCUGACCUCCAGGUGGCGCUGUCGGGCUCCUCACCUCAGAGUGUGAUGUCAGCAGUUCAAUCUGGUUUUUCCCGCCUCCUGGAACACCUUGUUGACCAAUCGAACGCAGUGACUGUCACAAGUCAAGCCAACCGUCCAAUGAGACGGCCGGAAAUGCAGCCCCGUGUGAAGGAGCUGGUGUGUAGUCUGCAGCAGCACUUCCUGGACUUCAGCCAACGACUGCACUCGACUGAGGUGGAGAGGCGGAGCUUACGACUAGAGAUGAGUAAUAUCAGACGAGUCGCCAAGAAGAAGGAGCAAGAAGCCAGUAACAUGGUGGCCUCCGAUCGCUUUGACGCUGCCUGCUCUGAGCUGCGGGAGGCGCUGUGUCGGGAGCAGGAGACGCAGACCCUGGUCCUGGAGCUGAACUCACAACUGAAACAUCUGCAGAACAGCGUGGAGUCCAUCACCGCUCAGAAGAACGAAGCUCAGGAGACACGACAGCAGACGGCCCAGCUACUGUCCGAAGCCCGUCGUGAGGUGAGCCGUAAAGAGCGCUCGCUGAGGAUUCUGGGAAAGCACUUGUCCUCCGUUCAGAAGGAGAAACGGCAGCUGGAGGAGAGGCUUCGAGAGGCGCACGACCAGCUCCAAAACUCCACCAAGCAGAAAGAGCGACUGAUCGAGAUGAUGCACGCAGCGGAGAGCGACUGCACACAGUUCAGAGAAAAUCUUGUCCAAUCCCACCGUCCUGAGUGCUCUAAGCCCCGGCCCCUCACACUUCCUGGGUCGCUGAGUGGAGCAGAGGGCCUCAUGGGAGAUCCGGGUGUGGCGGCCUGUCAGAGCCUUGUGUCCAGCGUGGCGCGCCUGUCACACACCUUCUCCUCCAGAGCUGAUUGGCUGCAGCAGGAAGUCUCCGCCCACCAGAGUCAUGUCACCGCACUACGCGGUGAGCUCCAGGACGCCUGCCUCCGUCACAACCAGGCCUUUACCCCGGUGAUUGGGUCGUUUGACAAUGAAUCUGCUCAUCUGGAGCAGAUGAAGAAUGUAGUCGUCUGA